AAUCCGCAUGUUUUUACAAGUGUGCACCUCCAGAACUGCUGAUAAGUGCACAUGCUUUUACUUCUGCAUGCCUAAUCAGCUCUAGUCUGGAUACAAGCUGGUGAUCUUUGCAGCGUAGCACCAACUGCAAUAGAAUGCAUGAAAGCUAGCUCAAAAUAAUACAUGCAACAGAACAACCAAGCUCCAUAAAUUUUGCUUCUCUAAAACUAACAAUUACUAGAAGGACUUUGAUCAGAAAUAUAACUUUCCAACAUAUCCUGACUAUACCUCCAAGUUUAGCUCCUGAAAGACACUAAAGCUGAUCAAAAAAGACAUGACUAGACUUAUUCUGCAGGUGUAAGCCUCAUAGAUGCUGCACCUAGCCACUGGAGAAUACAGGCCCCACCAGCCCAAAAAGAAGUGUCACAGAAUUAUCAUGGUGAAGUAGGCAGCCAUUCAGUCUUUCAUGUCUGCACCAGCUCUACAUUCUAGAGUGGCUCUAUAAUCUAGUACCAAUUUCCUACCUUUUCCUGAUAUCCCUGCCUACCAUUACUAUCCCCAAAAAAACCAAUGCCUUCUUUAAUGCCUUAAAUGAACCUGCUUCCCACAUUUCCAGACAGUACAUUCCAGACCAUAACAACUUGCUGGGUUUUGUUCUCAUAUCACAUUUGCUUCACUUGCACAUAAUUUGAAAUCUCUGCCCUCUUGUUCUUGUUUCCUUUACAAGCAGAAACAACUUCUCCCUAUCUACUCUGUCUGGACCGCUCAUGAUUUUGAAAAACUCAUUCAUAUCUCCUGUCAGCUGCCUUUUCUCCAGGGAGAACCAUUCUUACAGAGAUGUAGAUUAUCAUGCACAAUCCACAAAUAGAUAGGCAAAGGCAGCAAACCCAACCAAAGAAACAUUAAAAGGCAAAACUGCCAGUUUCCUUAACCCAAAUGAAUCUCCAAACCAAGAAAUCAGCUGUAAUCAACUAAAAAAUGCAAAAAGAACUAUAAUAUAUAAAUGUGCUCUUGCAGCCAAAAUGCACAGUAACUUAAUAGAAUAUGCGAACUUGAAGACUUUUGAAAAAAAUACCUCAUCCCUGAGGUUAGUUUUGAGUUUUGAAUUGCUAGUAGCUGCAUCUAAUUAUACAUAUAUAUUUCUCUCUGUCUAGGAUGUUUCAUUAAUUGGUAAUAGCCAUUGAUAUAAGUAUCAACUUUCCAGUAAUCCAUGCAUUCUUCAGCUGAUUGCCAGGAAGUGAUCUGUCCUCUCUACUUUGUACUUUGUUACAUAGCCUGACUGUUGCAGGCCAUUAAUCAAUUCUGAUUUAUUGACAUCGAUUUUCCUGAAAAUAGUUUUCAUUGGAAUAAUCUUUCAAUUAAAUAGCCUCUGGGUUUGGAAAGUUGCUUUCCUCCAGUCAUUAAAAGUACACCUUAUUUUACAAUUUACAUUCAAAAUCUACAAAAUAAAUGCAUUUCUCUGAUCAACAUAAUUAAACAUUCCUUUUGUCAUUGAACACACAUAUAUAAUCAGGUUAGGAGUGGAAGUCAUUUUGGUUCUGUUAUUUAGCAAAUCUGUUGCUUUGAACACCAGCCUUGCAAUCUGGGCAGCAAUGGAAUCCCAUUAAGGGAUAAAGUGUGGCAGAUUUUGCCUUUCCAGAAUUGGAAUGUUCAUGAAAAGAAGUCAAGCAGUUGAUCUCAUUUGUCGUUGUUGUUGGGCUGCAUUCCCAUCGUACAUUGCAGAUAAAAGUAUGGCAAUCAACAAUUUCCAGUGGACUUACUUAGGAAAAGAAGCAAUUAUACAAGUGCUUAUAACUAAUUUUAUCUACAGCAGGAAUAAAAGGAAAUGGUUUGUUUCUGCACACUAUGGCCAUGCUGGGUCCUGUGAUGUGCAUUAAACUUAUCAGGUCUAUUUAUGAAGCACAUUCUGAGACCAAUCUCCUUUGAAAGAACAUCUUUAUUUCUCCACAAAGAACCUACUGCUCCUUUCACACACACUCCCCCAUCCUUCUGGCUGGCCUUUCUUUAGAUACGUUUGAAUAUGUUUUAAUCAAUAUGUUUGGACAUUUUAUGACACAGCUCUACCAUGGAUGGGUCUCAAACCUAGAUCCAGAGGUAGGGUCACUAUUAUUGUACCACAAGACCAUUAUAACUUUAAAUUCUCUUGUGGUUAAAAAAAAUAACAAAACCAAAAUUGAAUUGAAUUAAGGUAAUUAUAAAUAUGAAUGUAAAUGAAACAUUUUGGACAUGUAAUAACACACCUCUGGAACAGUUGGGAAUUGAGCCUUUUGAGCCAGAAAGUGACUCGACCGCUGUGCGACAAAAUCACCCUUUUAUAUAUUUUAAUACUCCUGGAAAUUUGCAUUUUAACAUAUAUUUUUGAUUCAGCCUGUUCAGAGAUAUUAUGACACAGCUCUGGAACAGGCUAGACUUGAACCCAGACCUUCUGGUUCAGAGGUAGGGACGCUACCACUAUGCUGUAAAAGUCGUCUUUUGUAAGUUUUAAUUCUCCAUAGUAAUUUGCAUUCUAAUACAAUUAACUAAUUCCCCACAUCUAUGGAUUUGUUACCUUUUGCUCCUGGACAUUUAGAAUGUUGUUAGUAGAUUUAGAAUACUAACAGUGUGAUGGGUAUGUUACAGGCCUAGCAGCUGUGAGGUUAUGAUUAUCAUUCCUAUCAUGACAAGCUGUAACAUUUAAUUCAGUAAAGCUGGCAGUUUGUAGGCUGGCGCUAUGAAAAUUGUCAGAUCAUACGGACCAUGUUAUUUCCAUCAGUCUGUCCUGUGCAUAACUCCAGUCCCACAAUAUGUAGCUAGCUCUCAUUGCCCUUUGAACUGGCCUUGCAAACUACAAGGGGAGAUGAAGAAAACUUCUAGUGGUCAAAAGCCUUGAGAACUCUAUAUCACAAGUUCCUUCCAAGGUACACUUAGCAUAUGUCAUGUCUCAAGUUACUCAUAUAAUGUAUCCUGAAAUAUUAUUUAAGCAAUAUCUGUUCCCAUAAAUGUACCACUCACAUACUGAAAAAUCUUCCCACUGAUUAGUUUUGAAUUUACUCCCGAAUCUCUUUAAAUACAAUUUAUGUCCUGUAUUUCUACUAUUUUGGACACAGGGAAACAAUUCAUCAUGGUGUACUUUACCCAGUCUUUUAGAAUCCUAAAAGAAGCUAUGAUAUCACUUCAAUCUAUCAGGACAAUUAGAAAUAUGUAGAGAAUGUGACUUUGCUCCUGAGAAUAUGUAGAGAAAAGUGGGUUGUGCAUACUUACAUACAUAAAAGAGUAUAAUUUUGGAGAUUAAGUAUUGGCUCAACCAUCGUUAAUAGUAAAUCUCUGAGAAUUAAAUAUUAUCAGCAAUAUAUUUUCCUCCAAUGGCCCUGUAGUUUUCAGAUUCUGUUUAUGAGUGAUAUUGGCAUAUAAUCCAUCAUAUUUCUGUGCUAUUAAAGUACAAUGGACUCUAAUUUUUCUUCAACCUAAUAUAGUUUCCUAAGGGGCCUGAGGGGCAACUUUUUCAUGCAGUGGGAAUUUCAUAUGUGGAAUGAACUGCUACAGCAAGUGGUAAAUGCAGGUACGGUUAUAACAUUAAAAAAAACAUUUGGACAAGUACAUGAAUUGGAGGGGUUUAGAGGGAUAUGGGCCAAAUGCAGGGACUAGCUUAGCUUAGACAACCUUUUGGCUUGGAUGACUUGGACUGAAGGGUCAGUUUCUGUGCUGUAUGACAUGAAGAAAUGUUUCUUUAAUGCACUAAGUUUCAGUGAUCUAGAAUGUACUGCCUGGCAAUAGGGUGGAAGCAGGUUCUGCAAUAACAUUCAGAAGGGAAUUGAAUAAAUGUUUGAAGAAAAUAAAACACUAGCAGGGCUGUGGGGUAAAGGAUAAGAGAGUAGAACUAUGCCAGUCUCAGUGCUACAUACUACUAUUACAGUAAUCAGCUGCUGUAUGUUGACCUCAGAAGAGUUUUUAAUCCCUAAUGAACAAAUUGGAAGUUUGAUAAUGAUGGCAGUGUGAGUUCUUUGAGAGUCUGAAUUUCUGGCAGGGACUCUCCUCACAGUUAUUUGCUGCAUCACAAGCACUGUUGGUGAAAAUUAAACAGGCAGCCAUUCUUUGUAAUCAGCUGUUUAAUUAAUGAACCUGAAAAUAGUUAGACAUUUUGUUUGUUACCUUAAGAUUCCUGGUAAUUUAGCUAUUCUCUACAGCUAAAGGCUGCUUGAGUUUCAUCCCUCUUAGUGGGAUAUAAGCAGCCUUUGUGUUUUGGCAGGGACCUUGUUGUCAAAUGGAAUACAGUAGUCUUCCUACCGGCCAAUAUCUUAACCACUUACUGUGGUAGGUGAGUGUGGUAUCUGCUGGAAGUGAGCAAGAGCCACAUUUCUGGGAUGUGUUAACAAAUCCUGUUAUCUCAACUAGAAGUGAAUGUGAGAAAUACCUUCAUAGGAGAUGCUUCAGCUGGGCCUUAUAAUUUGAACCAUUAUCUCAGAGCCUGUAUUAUGAAUUAAUCCUCAUGCGCUAAAUUUAAUUUUAUGUUCAGAUGAAGUCAGGCAAAGGAGCAGUGCUCAAAAAGCUUGUGAUUUCAAAUAAACCUGUUGGACUGUAACCUGUUGUCGUGUGACUUCUGACUUUGUCCACCCCAGUCCAGCACUGAUACCUCUACAUCAUUGCUUCCUCUCCACAGAUGCUGCCAGUCCUACUGAGUUUUCCUAAUAACUUAACUGAGUUAAUUCCCAAUGGGGUCCCCACGACCUCCACAUGAAUGGGUGUAUUUUUCUCCAACCAGCUAGAGAAUUUUCUGCUUAUGUGCUCUGAGGAGCCUUGCGUCUGUUACAACCUUGAAUACUCCACUCCCACUGGCCAGUUUUGAUCCUUUGACCCAGUGUGUAUUUCCUGCAGUGAGACAAAGGAAGGGGAUGAUUAUGAUGGAAGUGAUUGAAGGAGCCCUUGGUAAUAGUAGAAGAGCAAUACAGACGGUGAGAUGUUCUAAGUAAGUGAAAUGCAGAGGUGAGGAAGGUUUAGUAAUUUGCGAGGAUGGAAUAAGUGAGAGUGUUGAGUGGAUAUAUGUGCAACAGUGAUAUUUGUAGUCCAAGAGUCUUGGUAAGAGGCAUGUGCAGUGGCUGGGUUAGAGUGAGUGGUGUCCCUGUAGGUGUGAGAUAGAGUAAAUUGAAAGACUUAUCCUUGCAGAGUGGAAAAGAUCAUUCACCUCCAUAGAAUCCCUACAGUAUAGAAGCGAGCCAUUCAGCCACACCAACCCUACAAAAAGCAUCCCACUCAGAUCCUUCCCCUUACCCUACCCACAUAACCCUGCAAUUCCCUUGGUUAAUCUUUAGCCUACACAUCCCUAGAUGCUAUGGACAAAUUUAGCAUGGCUAAUCCAUCUAACCUGCACAUCUUUAGAUUGUGGGAGGAAACUGGAGCACCAGAGGAAACCCACUGACACAAGGAGAAUGUGCAAACUCCACACAGACAAUCACCUAAGCCUGGAAUUGAACCCAGGCCCCUGGAACUCUGGGGCAGCAUUGCUAACUACUGAGCCACCAUGCCACCCCUGCAAUUCUAGACUGCUGAACCCUGGCCACAACAUUGACCGAGGCAGCUAUCUUGGUACAGACUGGCUUGAUAGGAUGGUUUGACUGCCUUUGGUCGUCUGCUGUCCUCUUCACUACCCCAUCCAUCUACACCUUCAAUAGUGCCCAAAGUCACACAUUGCUUCCCAGAAUGCAAUGUAUCAUUAGAUUAAUAAUAUCAUUGGCCAAUUGUACGGUACUCUUAUACUUUGGUGCAACAAGAUAUGAUUGAUACACUUAUUUGAGAUUUCAGAAAAACAACCCUAAAUUCUCACUAUCUGUGAUAAAGUUCUGUCAAAACAUGAACAGUUAAAUAAUGAGACAAAUUGUAGGAGACUUGUUAUACUCAUAAUAAGCCUAAUGAAAAUAAACUUAACUUUAAAAUAGACAGAUUAAUUUGAUCAAUAUAUUUGUUGUUUAUCUAUAAUGGAGAAAUAUCAGUGUUCCGUUUUAUUCCACAUGUAUGGAAUGGAGAGUAUAGCAUGAUGAAUAGGGUAAUGAGGAGUUAUUUUAUCAUUAAUGAUUAGGGAAAAUAAAGACUGCAUCCUUUCCCCAUAAGACAACCUUGAGGGGACAAGUAGUGUUAUGAGGAAAGUUGAGCAGGCUAUACUUAUACCUGCUGAAGUUUAGAAGAGUCAGACGCAACUUGAUUGAAACAGAUAAGAACCUCAGGGAUCAUGGCAGGGUGGAUGUGAAAUGGAGUUUUCCACUUGUGGCAGAAUCUCGAACUAAUAAGUGUCACUUUUUUUUAAAGAAAGGAUCAUCCAUUUGUGGAGAGAACUUUUUUCUGACUUCCUUCCGCAAAAGGCAGUGGAAGCAGAGUCUUUGAGUAUUUUUCAGGGAAAAGUAGUUAAGAUUCUUGAUAAGCAAGGAGGUGAAGAUGAUCGAGAUUCUGAAGUAAUCAGAUAAGCCAUGAUGAUAGUGAAUGGCUGAGCAGGCGUGAGGAGAUAAUGUACCAUGGGCACCAGCUGUUGACUGGAACCAUGCCUAAGUAGUUUUACGUGGAGUUGUAUACUUGGUUACUGCCUGGUUGCGUCCUUUCUGACACAAUGUACUUAGUCAGCCUUGAAUGAUGAUUUAAUAAUGAAGUUCUUUCUUACGUCCAAUUGUAAGAAAGCGGUUGCAUGGCUGAGAUCAAGUAACUCAAUCUGUACAGUAUGAGCUUAGAUAUUGGUGUUGACAAGUUGUUCAACUAUGAAGAUCCUCACAUCUGUGCCUGAUAAUAUAAUUUCCUGAAUAGUCUCAUAUGCAUAUUUUUUGGGGUUACUCAAGAGGAGAAAACUUAAUUGAAUAUUGCAAAUAAUUUCAAAAAAAAAUUUUCAGAAUGAACAAGUGAAUACUUGAUUUAAAAGGGACAUUGCCACCAAGAGAGGUCAGAGGUGGGGUGGAGUCUCAUUGACCUGAUGUCUGUGAAUUUCUAAUUACAGUAAUUAAAGCUUUCAAUUCUAAGUCAUUUCGGGACUUCUGUAAAUACCAGUUUUGAACUGGUCUGGCACCUGUUAAUGAAUCAAUUUUUAAUGUUAAUUAUAACUCUUGCCAUAAAGUAUUCAAUGAAGCUGGGAUCAUCCCUAAAUUUACAAAAUAAAAUUUAUGACUUGAGUGAAUUAAAUAUUUAUAUGAUUGUUCCAAAGAUUGUACAAGUUGUAUAGUGCAUUGUGGAAGCAGAGGACAGUGGACCUAGCUUAUUCAUAUUUAAUGAAAGGAACCAGAGAUGGAUCAUGUUACUAAUGCAGACUACGAUUGAAUUAUUAAUGGCACUAUUAAUUCUACUACCAUUGUGUAUUACUUCAUAUGUUGCUGUAAAGAAUUAUAUAAUUUUGCCUUUCCAGUCUGGGUUUUUAGUUUUCUUUAUAUGUUCAGCAAUGCAAAAUAGUGUAGUGCAGUUUGCCUUGGGUGCCUUACAAUUGUGCAUUGUCUGCAGAGUCACAGCCAGACCAGGUAAAACAUCCUUUGUUUGUAUGUUCUAAACUGUUACAUAUAGAUCAUAUGGGUUUAAGUAGAUAAAAUGCUGUUUUUCCUGCCUUGAUUUUAGGAGAUUAUUUUCAAACUUAAUAAGAAAGACGUGUGAUUGAAGUCAAUUUCCAGUGAACUGAGAGCCACGAGAGACAGAAGUACAAAUUUCAGACAAUGCUGACUAUCCAGUUUAUGAUAUUAACUGCUUUCUCAAAGCAGUGUUUGUACUCAGACUGAAAUUGUGAUUAGAAUUUCAAAAUCUGUAAUUUUGGUGAAAACGAAAGUCUGGUGAUUUUCAAUCUAUUGUUGAGUUUUACGUGGAGCUGUUUACUUGGUCACAGCCUUUGUUCUUUCUGACACGAUGUACUUGGUCAGCCUUGAAUGGUGAUUUAAAAAUGAAGUUCUUUCAAUUGUAAAAUAACAGUCUCCUUGCUGAGAUCAGGUACUCAAUAUAACGCUAUUAGGAAGGUUACCAGUAUUAUUACAAUAGGAUUUGAGUACAGGAGUAGUGAAGUCUUGCUUCAAUUGUAUAGGAACUUGGCUCAACUACACCUAGACUACUGUGUGCAGUUUUGGUCUCCUUACCUCAGGAAAAAUAUUAUUAUCAUAUAGGGAGUUAAACGAAGGGUCAGCAGACUUGUUCCUUGGAUUGUGGAAAUGUCCUCCGAAGAGAGAUUAGGUAAAUUGGGCCUGUAUUCUAUAAAGUUUUGAUCUCAUAGAAACCUACAAGUUCUGUAAAGGGAUAAACAGCAUAAACAGUAGGAAGCAGAAAUAAAUUGCUGGCAAAAUUUAGUUCUGAUGAAGAGUCAUCGGACUUGCUUGAAAUGUUAACUCUGCUUUCUCCCCACGAUCCUUCCAGAUCAUGAGUGUCGUAAACCAUUUCUGUUUUUAUUUCAGAUGUCCAUCAUUCACAGUUUUGUUUUGUUUUAGUUGCAGGAAAGAUGGUUCCCUUGGUUGGGGAGAUUGGAACCAAGGGCACAAUUUAAAAAGGGUUAAAUGUGGCGGCAUACUUUCAGCAACGAAUGGGAAUUUCUCCAGCCCUAACUUCCCAGGAUAUUAUCCAUAUGAUACUAAAUGUACAUGGCUCAUUGUUGUUACAGAGGGCUCCUCCAUUUUGCUCACCUUCCAUUACUUUGACCUUGAAUUUCACACUUACUGCGAAUAUGAUUACAUUAAAAUCUAUAAUGGAGUGCCCGAGGAUGAGGGAAAUCUUCUGGGUACAUUUUGUGGAAAAAUCUUUCCACCUCACUUUACCUCUUCUUGGCAUGUGAUGUCAAUCAUUUUCCACUCAGAUAAACAUGUGGUCAGCCAUGGAUUCUCUGCUUCAUACCGCAAAGAUAUGUGUGGGGGAGUAGUAACGGGUCUGUCCGGAGUGCUGUCUAGCCCUGAGUACCCAGAUAAUUACCCCAACAAUGCAGAAUGUCGUUGGAUUAUUCGAGUCUCCAAUCAAUCAGUGGUCAAUCUGGUUUUCUAUGACUUUCACCUGGAAAACAAUGAGGAUUGUAGCUUUGACUAUGUUGCCUUGUUUGAUGGAUCUAGCAUGAAAGACAGACACUGGGGUCACUAUUGUGGUGGAACAAAGCCUCCGAACAUGAUCUCCAGCGGUAGUGAACUACUUGUUGUUUUUAAAUCAGAUUUCAAUAUUGGUGCAAGGGGAUUCAAAGCAUUUUAUUUUUCAGGUGAAUGUCAGCAAGUAUUCACAGCUAUUAAAGGGAAUUUCUCUAGCCCACGCUAUCCAAAUAUUUACCCGAAUAAUAUCAACUGUCAUUGGACAAUCCAGCAACCUCUUGGUUACAGGAUCAACGUUCACUUAAAUGAUUUUGAGCUGGAGGACAGAGACAGCCUGACAGAUGCCUGUGACUAUGAUUUUCUUGCGAUCUUUGAUGGAGAAAGUGAAACUGACACAUUAAUAGGGAAAUGGUGUGGUCAGAACUCACCCUCUUCACUCCUGUCCAAUGGGAACAGACUUUUAUUUGUGUUGUCUGCUGACAGGAAUACAGCUUCUCGUGGCUUCCAUGUAUCAUACGAUGGUGUCAUUCCAAUGAACAUCAGCUGCACAAGAACAGAUUUCCAGAUUCAGAUUGCUGCACAUGCUGUUCCGUCACUCAGUCGAAGCAACAUUUAUCUAGGAAACCAAGACUGUACUGCUCAGGUUUUUGGCUCUGUGUACAAAAUUAUCUCACGAUUUGAUGCAUGUGGAACAAAGACCCAGAGAAGAAGAAAUGUUACCAUCUUUGUGAAUAUUUUGUAUGUAAUGUUUUCUGAUGGAACAUGGGAAGACAACCAGGAAUAUGAGGUGCAAUGUGACCUCAAGAGAAAAGCUGCUUCAUACAACGUUAUUACAGACACAGAACAGUAUCAGCUCCAACAGCAGGCUGUUAAUCUUGAGGAUUCCAACUCUGAUGAGUUGAAGGUGGAAGAUGGAUCAGAUCUUUCCAGAACGCAAGAUAGUAGCGACAUUGUCUUCAUUGGUAUUUGUGUUUUGGCUGGAAUUCUCAUGUUGAUUGCUAUCAUAGGGCUGGUCCUUCUGUAAGGACAUGAGAUGAUUGUAUGUUUAUGGUUGUAAUGGUGUAUUUAUCAGUUUGAAAAAAAUGGCUUUUUGGAGGGUGGCUGUAAUGUAAUUUAAUUUUUUAAUGCCUUUUUAGCAAGAAACUCUCAGUGCAGUGGUAAGUCUCAGUUUCCGUGAAAUGUUUGUUUUGUUCAUUUUCCUAUCAUAGGACAGUACAGAAUUCAAAGACCAAUCUGCCCAUCAAGUUUGCUCUGCUUCUUUCAAAGCACAAUCCAUUUAGUCCCACUUCCCUGCAAUUUCUUUUAAAGUAUUUAUCAAAUUCCUUCCUGAAAGCUACUGUGUUCCGUCGUGUUACUAAGCUGUACAAUUCCAAAUUCAAAGUACUCAUUUUGUUAAUAAGAAGGUUUUUUCUCAUAUUGCCCUUGUUCUUUUAAUCACCUUAAGUCUGUAAGCGCUGAUUAAUGUCAUUUUCAUGUUUGGAAACAGAUUCCCUUUACUUGCUGUAUUUACUGUAAUUUUCUGCACUGAAUGUAGCCUCUCUUAAACAAACCUGACAAAGGAAUAUACAUAUCAUAAAAUAAGUUGCAGUGAUGUUAUUUGGAGAAGGUGCACUUUUUCAACAGCACUGUUCCCAUUACAAACAUGUGAUGGUCAUGUUCCCAAUGAGACCAAUAUACUUAUUAAGACCAUGAGCUGGGAGUAUAGAAACACAGAAUUAAAAUUGUAACAUGGUCGCACUAAAUUGCACAAUAGAUUUUUAAAAAAUCAGAUAUUGUGUUUUAACGGUAUUAAAUUAAUACUAGUGAAAUAAUUGUUCACACAUUGAUGGUGCUGACUAGAUAAUAUCUCCUUUAAGCCACAGUACAUGGUAACUUUAUUAUGCUUAUAUUUCUGUUUAACUCAUGUAAAGUUAGCCAAGAACCUUUGGUAAGUCUUGUUACUGGUAUUAACCAACUUGAACAAAGAACCAAAAAAAACUGCAGAUACUGAAAAUCAAAAACAGAAGUUGCUGGAAAAACUUAGUGAUCUGGCAGCAUCUGUGGAGAGAAAUCAGAGUUAAUGUUUCAGGUCCAGUGACCUUUCUUCAGAACAGUUGUUUCUGUCCACAGAUGCUGCUAGACCUGCUGAGUUUUUCCAGCAAUUUCUGUUUUUAUUCUUAAUUUUCUUCACUAACUUGAAAGUACCCUUGUGGCAGAAACUUAUAAUCACAGUUCUGGUCCACAAAUGCAAAUAGUUUCUGACACAAGGACCACAAAAUUCUUUUUUGGCUUUCAUGACGCUGGAUUUUUGUUUGAAAUGCAUUCUUAGCUUCUUAGUUUAACUCUUAAUUUCUUACAAGUAAAUCCCAUCUUCAAUGUCUCCACUGUAUUGCUAAACAAGUCUUUAGUUGUUGACUAUGAUUCUCUAGAUAAACAUAGGCUAGCUUUCAUAAAAUUUGCAAACAUGUUCAAAGCAUAAAAGUACUCUCCCUGUCUGGUUCCUCUAUGAAAAGGAACAGCAAUUAAAAACACAGCCAUUCUAUAGCCAACAGGCAAGGAUAGAAAGGAGAAAUGACGUUGAUUUCGCUAGCAAUUAGUAUGUUAAAGCAUUUUUAUGCAAACAUGAAUAAUAUUAGAAAUUAAGUUGAUGGAGUUACUGCUCUAAGCAUCAUUAGAGAAUUUAAAUAUUGAAUAUUUUUAAAAUGUGGCUAAACAUUGAUGACUGACAAGGAAAAAGAGAUAAGCUUCACAGCACAAUCAAGGGUAACAAAAGUAAUGAUUAGAACAGUUUAGAGAACAAUGGGAAAGAAAAUUAAUGAUAAUUACAGAAGUAAUGAUAAACGUUUUUCAAGACUAUGAAGGCCUUGGUGGGAUUACUGAAAGACACUUCAGGACAGAUUGGAGUGGAAUUUCAGGCGUGGAAAAGAUGUUCAAUGACUAUUUUACAUCAGUCCAAAUUCCUCUAGAUGUCCAACAACUAGAUGUGACUUGCACUGUAAAAUGAAUAUUGGUAGUUUUACAAUAGAGAGGAAGAUGUCUCAAAACAAAGCAUCUUAAAUAAAUGAUCUGAGCACUGAUUUGUAAUCACCUUGUCUUUACCUUUAACUGCUUGUUGAAUUCUGGGAUCAUACACUUAGUAUGGAAAGUUGCUCAUGUGGUCGUGGUGCUGAUUUUCAUACGGUGUAGUAAAUCAAACUCAAGAAACGCCAGGCUCAUUAACCUGGUAUGGAUUAGAAAUUAUUUCCAUUCACAUAGGUGGAAAAUUGUAGUUAAUGUCUAUAAAUCUACUUGGAGGUUGUUAUCAGUGGUGUCCUCCAUGAAUCACUUUUUAAUAUCUUUAUGAAUGUUGUUAUUACCACGAGGGGAAAAUGAACUGUUUUGCUUUAGUUCCACUAUUCCACAGAUCACAACAUAAUUG
Molecule: messenger RNA, 12360 nt
Organism: Stegostoma tigrinum
Lineage: Eukaryota; Metazoa; Chordata; Chondrichthyes; Orectolobiformes; Stegostomatidae
Gene: cdcp2
Product: CUB domain containing protein 2
Exons: 6
Coding region: 8317-9987 (556 amino acids)
Source: RefSeq, a predicted model, not a curated record